Molecule: messenger RNA, 3021 nt
Organism: Spodoptera littoralis (African cotton leafworm)
Lineage: Eukaryota; Metazoa; Arthropoda; Insecta; Lepidoptera; Noctuidae
Source: the annotation of a GenBank genome assembly
AUGGUGAUGCUACUGGGCACCGCUUGCUCUGAAGUCACCGAGAGCAUCGCCAAGAUCGUGCCCUACUGGAAUAUUGUGCAGGUGUCAUUCGGCUCCACGUCACCAGCUCUAAGCGACAGAACAGAGUUUCCCCUCUUCUGCAGAACAGUGGCUCCUGAUUCUUCACAUAAUCCCGCCAGAAUUGCAUUCAUUAGACAAUUCGGCUGGGACACUGUAACAGCAUUCUCACAGAAUGAGGAGAUCUACUCGUUGGCUGUCAACGAGCUCGUCACCCAGCUGGAAGCCGCCAACAUCACGUGCGCUGCUUCCAUCACCUUCGCGGAGUCAGACUUCAAGGAACAGCUGCAGCAGCUUAAGGAGCUGGACACCCGUAUCAUCAUCGGCAGCUUCUCACAGGAGAUGAUACCGAAAAUAUUCUGUGAGGCGUUCAGACUGGGCAUGUUCGGCGCGGAGUAUGCCUGGCUAGUAUCAGGCAUGCCCCCGCGCAUCCGCGGCGCCCCGCCCUGUGCCCGCCCACAGCUUGCGCGUGCGCUCGAAGGCUUGGUCACCGUGACUGCGCACAGAGGCAUCGUUGGAGACGCUGCUUCUAUUUCUGGGUUGACCAAUGAAAAGUUCCACCGAGAAAUGGAAGCGGCCGGAGUUGCAGUCUCCCCCUACGCUCCACAAACGUAUGAUGCAGUUUGGGCCAUAGCCCUAGCGUUAAGCAAAGCAGAACAACUCUGGAGGUCUCUGGGUGACCAGAGCAGUAAUGGAACGAAUGCUACAAGACUUGGACUCAGCCAUUUUGAUUAUGAUAGACAGGAUAUGGCGAAGGAGUUCUUGGACCAGCUCGCGAACCUCAGUUUUGUUGGAGUUUCGGGUCCCGUCUCAUUCAAUGGAGCUGACAGGAUAGGCACGUCUGCUUUCUAUCAAAUUCAAGGUGGUAGACCAAAGACAGUAGCCCUAUACACCCAUGGGAGGGAGAUGACCUGUACUGAAUGCGCUCGGCCCCAAUGGGCUGGAGGUGUUCCAGCAGCUCGAAGGGUGCUGGUCCUUAGAGUGGACUCCGUGUGGCCUCCCGCUAGGCUUGCAGUUGCUGCCCUUGCUGCAUUGGGUGUUGCCUUAGCUCUAGCCUUCCUAGUGUUCAACUUGCAUUAUAGUAAACGAAGAUCAAUAAAGUUGUCAUCUCCUCGUCUAAACAACAUGACGCUGAUCGGCUGCGUGUUAGUGUAUACAGCGGUGGCACUGCUAGGUGUCGACAAUGCGACCCUACCUUCUUACGUGCCCUUCUCUGCUAUGUGCACUGGCAGAGUCUACAUCCUGUCGGCAGGGUUCUCCUUGGCUUUUGGUUCCAUGUUCGCGAAGACGUACCGCGUUCAUAGAAUAUUUAUAAGCAACCGGAGUGGUGUCUGUAAAACAAAAUUGCUGCAAGACACACCGCUGAUAUCGUUAGUAUGUGCGUUACUGGUCAUCGAUGGUAUGAUAGUCACGCUAUGGACGAUGCUGGACCCCAUGGAGAGGCACCUCAAGAACCUGACAACGGAGAUCAGCACGACUGACAGAAGUGUCAUUUACCAACCUCAGAUAGAAGUUUGCAAAUCUCAAAACACAACAGGAUGGCUUUGUGCCCUCUACGCCUAUAAAGGCCUGCUCCUCAUCGUAGGGGUCUACAUGGCUUGGGAGACCAGAAACGUCAAGAUAUCGGCUCUAAACGACUCCAAGUACAUUGGAAUCAGUGUGUACUCCGUUGUCAUCACCAGCGCCAGUGUGGUGGUUAUUGGAACUAUCAUCUCUGAGAGAGCUACUCUGGCAUAUAUCUCGAUAACAAGCUUGAUUUUGAUAACUACUACGUCUACAUUAUGUUUGCUGUUUUUACCGAAGAUUGUCGCUAUUAGAAGUAAUGCUGAAGAAGACCCAGUAAUACAAAGCAUGGGCCUAAGACUAGAAUGUAAGACACGAAGAUUUGUGACAGAUGAAACACAAGAACUUCACUUCAGGAUAGAGAUACAGAACAGAGUGUAUAAGAGAGAGGUGGCAGCACUGGACAAGGAGAUCGGAAGGCUGGAGAAGCUGUUGGCUGAACCCCUGGACUCAGGAAGCGGGUCGAAUGCAUCUCUGUCUUUGCAUAAACGGACUGAACUAAACACCGUUGAAGAAGAAGGCAUGGCUCACGUAGACGGUGACCGACGCACACCGAGCAUCAGCGGCGGUCUACCGAUGCUACUACUAUCCGUCCUCCCACCUGUCAUACCACGAGCCAGCUGGCCAUCAACCGACGCCUUCCGAGGACGAAACUCCGUCAGCUUCAGCUCACAACCAAAACUUAACUACAGGAAGUCCCAACCAGCAAUAGACUUAUAUAAUCUCUGCCUAAACAAAAGAGAAGAACACACUGGUCUACUCAGUAGAAUAAAGAGUUUCUUCGGCAGCAGUAGACCUACAAGUAGAAAGGCAUCUACCAUGUCAAUAGCGGAUCCUACAGGGGCCAGUAUAGCAGCAGCACUCAAAAUGCACGUAGGUAUGAUAGCAGGACUUGUUCCAGGGAACAGGAAACAUUCCAUGGUCUUAUCCUGCAACACUCUUCACGUGCCCCACCCAGAACUAAAACUAAGAAGAGAGUCUUACGCGAAAAGUGGUCCUAUUAUCCGAGUGACUGAUGAUGAACCUUCUUGUUCAUAUGAUCCUGAUCCUCCGAGACCGUUGCAGCAAAAAUAUAUCGCUGAACCUGAGACAAAGGUUAACUUCGUUCUACCAACGACGCAUCAAAGACCGAUGUCUCAUCAGAAUUCCUGUGAGAAGAUCAAAGGGUCUCCAAGGUUCCCUCAUCGUAUAGCACCGUCAGCUGCUAAUAGUCUGAGCACCCUUGACACUCGAAGGAAGACCAGUGCUGACAGCGUGUUCAACAUAACUGCAAGGGUUUUUGAAGAACAGAGACGGUACAGCCAUCAGAAUGUCAGCCGUGAUGCCAAAGGGAAGUCUGUCUUAGAAAGCAGGUGGAAAUCCACUGAGGAUGCACGACCUGGUCCUUCGUCCAGGGAGUAG